This is a messenger RNA of Carica papaya (papaya), 1267 nucleotides long. The record is from RefSeq and is a predicted model, not a curated record. NCBI's taxonomy places the organism in Eukaryota, Viridiplantae, Streptophyta, Magnoliopsida, Brassicales, Caricaceae.
AUCGAGAACGAAGAUGUGGUCUCUGUGCAUUUAACUCUCCACUCCUCCAAAAACAAAAAAAAACUCUCUCCUUCAGUAGGCUCCAAACCUAGGUUAGAGACCAUACCCGGCCCCCACCGUCCAUCUCUAUCUCUCUGCCUGUCGAUAAUUCUUGCGUUUGUUUUGUGUGUUUUCUGUGUGGGUUUUUGUUGGGUAGAAACCUUUCGUCACAGUUCUCCUUCAAGCUCCUUCUAUGGCGGCCGGACUCUCCGCCGCCAUUACCCUUAAAUCCUUGGGUUCAUUCCACUCCGCACAACCCUAUCCUCCUCCGAAACCAACUCUUAUCUCCCCUCUCUCGCGAGGUUUAAACAGGGGAAUCUUUAGACCCCAUAAGAGGACGACCUUCGCCGUCUGCUUCGUGUUGGAGGAACAGAAGCAGAUUGCCCAGAUCGAGAAUCAAGCCGAAGAGCUGUCGAGCAAAGAUGUAGAGUUGGAGCAGAUCUUAGCGUCGAAGAUGGCGGAGAAACUCGCCAGGAAGAGAUCCGAGAGGUUUACUUACUUGGUCGCCGCUGUGAUGUCGAGCUUCGGGAUUACUUCCAUGGCUGUUAUGGCAGUUUAUUACAGAUUCGCUUGGCAAAUGGAGGGUGGAGAGGUGCCUUUCUCUGAAAUGUUCGGUACAUUUGCUCUCUCCGUUGGUGCCGCUGUGGGUAUGGAGUUUUGGGCGAGGUGGGCGCACAGAGCUCUCUGGCACGCUUCUUUGUGGCAUAUGCACGAGUCUCACCAUAGACCAAGAGAAGGUCCAUUCGAGUUAAACGAUGUUUUCGCCAUAACCAACGCAGUUCCUGCUAUCGCUCUUCUCUCCUACGGCUUCUUCAACAAAGGCCUCGUUCCCGGCCUCUGUUUCGGCGCUGGCCUCGGCAUUACUGUGUUUGGAAUGGCCUACAUGUUUGUCCACGAUGGACUGGUUCACAAGAGAUUCCCGGUGGGACCCAUCGCCAACGUGCCUUAUUUCAGGCGAGUCGCUGCAGCUCACCAGCUUCAUCACUCUGAUAAAUUCAACGGCGUCCCGUAUGGGCUGUUUCUUGGACCCAAGGAAGUUGAAGAUGUGGGAGGAAAAGAAGAGCUGGAGAAGGAGAUAAACAGGAGGAGGAAGUCAUAUAAGGGUUCAUGAGAAUCAAUAAUAUGCACUGUAGAAGAAGAAAAAAAAAAUAGUGUCAAUUAAAAUUUAAUAAGAAAUUCUGAUAAUUAUUUUUUAAUUUUAUUUUACUCUUUUUCUCAUGGGUAAAAA